AUGGAAGUAGAUGAAGUGAAACCACUCUAUGUGCGCUCAUUGUCUUGCUUGAAAGUGGCUGAUAAGUUUGCAGCGGCGCAGAUAACCGAUAAGACGGGCGACACUGAACAAGACGAGCGCCAGUGCUGGGAACAGCCAAGCGCAGCCAUGUUGAAGGCAGCCUUAGCCCUAUUUCUGCUAUUUGCAGUCUGCUGUGCUGCGCCUUCCACGGCGUCUCGCAGGCUUCUUACACUCGAGGUCGAUGAUCGGAUUUUAGGAGGUGAGGUCGCGAACAUCUCCGACUACCCGUGGAUGGUCUCAGUAGAGUACUUGGAGGCUCACCGCUGUGGCGGCACCAUCGUCAGCUCCAACUGGGUGAUGACUGUUGCUUCGUGCAUCUGGGGCACCACCCCCAACAACUUUGCCCUGCGGGUCGGCACUUCAACGCGCGGGAGCGGUGGCACCGCGUACCUAGCUACCCAGUUGUUCUGGCACGACGAUUACGUUCCUGCCACAUCAGACAAGGACAUUGGUUUCUUCCAGACCACUGAUUCCAUAUCCUUUGAUGACAACGUCCAGGUACUGUGA
This is a messenger RNA of Schistocerca americana (American grasshopper), 567 nucleotides long. RefSeq names its product trypsin-1-like. NCBI's taxonomy places the organism in Eukaryota, Metazoa, Arthropoda, Insecta, Orthoptera, Acrididae. Bases 1 to 567 code for a protein of 188 amino acids. The transcript has a single exon. The record is from RefSeq and is a predicted model, not a curated record. Gene Ontology annotation, molecular function: serine-type endopeptidase activity. Gene Ontology annotation, biological process: proteolysis.